Salmo salar (Atlantic salmon) is the source of this 1917-nucleotide messenger RNA. Its product is annotated as trophoblast glycoprotein-like. Gene Ontology annotation, biological process: negative regulation of canonical Wnt signaling pathway. The record is from RefSeq and is a predicted model, not a curated record. Gene Ontology annotation, cellular component: plasma membrane. Gene Ontology annotation, molecular function: protein binding. Lineage: Eukaryota; Metazoa; Chordata; Actinopteri; Salmoniformes; Salmonidae.
UCCACACACCCUAACCCGCAGCAUUUUCCCUCUUCCACCAUCUCACGUCGCAGCUCUGCCAAUAUUCUACUGUACUCAUACCUUCACCUCACUGCGCGUCAACUCCGCAGGGAGAGAGACAGUCCGGACACAUUUUUUGGGGGGGAGAAGAGAGAGAAGGAAUGCGAGAAUGAAGAAGAAUAAAGACUAUUGAGUGUUUUUUUUUCUUCUCUCUCUCAAGCAAACUGACCGACGAAACUACUUGACCUGUGGCCUCAGAGAGAGAGAGAGAGAGAGAGAGAGAGAGAGAGAGGGAAGUGUGUCCAGUCUCCCUCUUCGAAACGACGUUGUGCAAGAAAAAUGUAUUAUUGUAGUGACGUUUCACGAGGUGUCCUUUCUUUUCUGAAAGGCCAGUGUUUUUGUUUAUUAGCCGAGGUUGUGUUAGUGUGUUUGUUGUUUUCUUCUGUCAAAGCAGAGGAAGAGUGUCCGUUAUCAUGUAUCUGUGUCAGAGACUCCGGGACGGUGACCUGCCGAGGUGGCGAACACACUGAGUUACCGGGUGACAUACCGACGUGGGCGACCACGUUAAUACUCAGGGGGAACAACAUCUCAACGUUACCGGGAGGAGCGUUCUCCUCGAAUAACGGGACGGAACUCGAACUAACGACCCUCUCACUGUCACAUAAUGGGAUCAUGGUAAUCGAGGCUGACGCUUUCACGGGACUCCCCAGGUUGAAUUUACUGGAUUUAAGCCACAACCCGUUGGUGUAUAUUUCUGACCGGGCGUUUCACGGUCUACGAGAGCUCCGUUCUCUUCACCUGAACAACUCGCUCCUUGCUCCAGCCGUGGCGCAGCUCUCCAACGCGCUGCAUGGCACCGAAACGUUACGCAACCUCCACCGGUUGGAGCUAUCAAGCAAUCGGUUGAAAACCAUACCCAUUUCACGGUUGGACGCGUUCAACCUACACACUUUAGUUCUCACCAACAACUCAAUCGAGAACAUUGGUAAAGAGAACAUAUCUAGUUUGUACCAUCACAAGAGAGUGCGCAUUUAUUUGUCACUAAAUCCUUUCAGGUGUAACUGUGAACUUGAGUCGUUCUACUUCUGGUUAAAGAACUCUUCUCAAUGUGUGGACGCUGCGCGCCUCCUGUGCGCUGAGCCUGAUGCCAAGAAGGGGAUUCCACUGGAGCGGUUACGCGGUGAGGACGUGGAUUGUCUUAAUGAGAAUUUAGAGGCGGUAUCCUACGUGUUCCUAGGGAUAGUCAUGGCAAUGAUCGGUAUUGUAUUCCUCAUGGUGCUUUAUCUAAACCGGAGAGGCAUCAAACGGUGGCUCAACAACAUUCGUGAUGCGUGCCGCGACCAGAUGGAAGUGUACCAUUACCGGUACGAACAGGACUCUGAUCCCAGGCUGGCUAACGUCGCCGUUUAAUGUUUAACGUCCACUCCCUCAAUUUAUGCCAUUAUCAACCGUUGUUUUUAUGUACAGAGUAAACUGUUUCAUGAACGGAAGAGCAAUUAGUAUCCGUUUGUUCUCAACUUAUAUUAUUAACUGUAUUUGUUUAUAAUAUGUAGCCGAUGAUUUGGAAAGCAACAGACUUCGUUGUCCAAUAUAGGGACAAACAAAAAAAAGAGAUGAAUAUGGACCUUUAUUGUAAAUAUCUGUGAAUUAUACAUUUCUGUAAAUAUACCCAUGUACAACAACACAUAAUGAAAACAUGCUUAUCUUCUAUCAUAGAGACAUGAGAAAACAUAAGACUUGUUCAAAUAUAGAUGUACAGCAGGCCGGUUUAGUUGAGUGACUAUAGUUUCGACAACAGAAUAAAUAGUUUGAGUUCCUUCUACAGAUUAUUCUAAACGACUGUAUCAGUAUGUAAGUACAUGUAUAAACUGUAAUUACAGUAGAAAAUGUAUCUAUUAAUAAAACAAUUGAGAAUUA